AUGCACUCAAAAAUAGACGCUAAGAAGCUGCAGUUGGUGAAGGAGCUACAUAAGCCAGCUAGACGAAAUUACCAACGUCGACAUCUCGAUACUCGUGGCAUUGAUGAGACCUGGCAGGGUCAUCUUGUGGAAAUGCAACCAUACGAGAGAGUAAACAAAGGAUACAAGAACAUUCGAACUGUAAUUAACACAUUUUCCACAUUUUCCUGGGCUGUUCCCGUUAAAUCCAAGAAGGGUGAAGAUGUAGUUGCAGCCAUGGAAUCUGUACUUUAUGAGGGACGCGUAGCGAAAAAUUUACAUAUUGAUAGAGGAAAAGAAUUAUACAAUUCGCAAUUUGAAUAUCUUAUGAAGCGAUACAAGAAAAAUUUGUACUCGACAGUUAUUAAUGGAAAAGCAUCAAUUUGCGAGCCAUUUAAUCGUACUUUAAUGAAUAAAAUGUAG
Belonocnema kinseyi is the source of this 441-nucleotide messenger RNA. RefSeq lists its product as uncharacterized. The transcript has a single exon. Bases 1 to 441 code for a protein of 146 amino acids. NCBI's taxonomy places the organism in Eukaryota, Metazoa, Arthropoda, Insecta, Hymenoptera, Cynipidae. The record is from RefSeq and is a predicted model, not a curated record. Gene Ontology annotation, biological process: DNA integration. Gene Ontology annotation, molecular function: nucleic acid binding.